Messenger RNA from Suillus paluster, 1351 nucleotides. RefSeq names its product kinase-like domain-containing protein. The coding region runs from base 280 to 1167 and encodes 295 amino acids. The record is from RefSeq and is a predicted model, not a curated record. Gene Ontology annotation, cellular component: cytoplasm; nucleus; cyclin-dependent protein kinase holoenzyme complex. The transcript has 11 exons. Lineage: Eukaryota; Fungi; Basidiomycota; Agaricomycetes; Boletales; Suillaceae. Gene Ontology annotation, biological process: G1/S transition of mitotic cell cycle; signal transduction; protein phosphorylation. Gene Ontology annotation, molecular function: cyclin-dependent protein serine/threonine kinase activity; ATP binding; cyclin binding.
GACAAGAGUGUGGCAGUGGUCGCAUUUUGCCGAACGGCUCUUUAUAUGACCUCGACCAGUCUAAGGUGCACAUAUCUCCACUCCAAUUCUACCGUCACGCCUCUCUCUACGGGUUAGCUACGAACGCCCGACAUUCUGAUUCUGAAUCUUUAUCUCGCCAACGUUCAAAUAAACAGCUCGUGCAUUCACGGGUUGGCGAGCUCGCCUGCUUUACUUGCCUGGGUUUCAUCUAGAUUGUCCAUUAACCGAAAUAUUACAGAUUGUGUUCUCCUUUGACACAUGGAUCGCUACGCAAAAAUAGAGAAAGUCGGAGAAGGCACAUAUGGAGUUGUUUAUAAAGCCCGGGACGUCACAACGAAUCAAAUCGUAGCACUCAAGAAAAUCCGACUUGAAGCAGAGGAUGAAGGAGUCCCGAGCACUGCCAUCCGAGAAAUCAGUCUGCUGAAGGAACUCAAGGAUGACAAUAUCGUUAGACUGCUUGAUAUCGUGCACGCUGAGCAGAAGCUUUAUCUGGUCUUUGAAUUCUUGGAUGUAGACUUGAAGCGAUACAUGGAAAACGCCAACUCAGGCGGUACGCCUAUUUCUAUCGGCAUAGUCAAGAAAUUUACUCAUCAGCUCAAUGCCGGCCUUCUGUACUGUCACUCGCACCGAAUCUUGCAUCGCGACCUCAAGCCUCAAAAUCUGCUUAUUGACAAGAAAAACAAUCUCAAACUCGCAGAUUUUGGCCUCGCGAGAGCCUUUGGCAUUCCCAUGAGAACGUACACCCACGAGGUAGUAACGUUGUGGUACCGCGCACCUGAAGUCUUACUCGGUUCUCGGCACUAUUCGACGGCUAUUGACAUGUGGUCUGUCGGGUGCAUCUUCGCUGAGAUGGUGAUGCGUGGGAGUCCCCUGUUUCCUGGCGACUCUGAGAUCGACCAGAUCUUCAAGAUCUUCAGGAUCCUCGGCACGCCAAGUGAAGAGACUUGGCCAGGUGUUACUCAAUUGCCUGAUUACAAGGAUACAUUCCCUCGGUGGUCGAAGCAAGAGCUUAAGAGUGUCGUACCCAAUCUCGACGAACAAGGUUUGGACUUGCUCGCGCACACUUUGACGUAUGACACAGCAAAACGGAUUUCUGCGAAACGCGCCCUUAACCACCCUUACUUCGCGCACUACACACCAUCAUGACAAGUUCCUUGCAUUUGAGUCGAUGGCAUACAUAUUUGAUAUAUUCCCGUUUCCACUUCCUUGUUACCCUUCAACUUUGUCGUCUAGUACCAUCGUCUCCGUAUUCGGCAUCACAGUCAGUAGUUAAAAUAUGUCCAAUGUGAUAGUAUGUGCAUCGUUCGGAAGGCUCUCGGUGGGAAUCCGG